AUUGCACUUUCUGUUUGGCUUUACUCAUGAUGCAAGUCAUAAUUUCAAAAUCCUAGUAAUCCUUAUCUUGUACUAGACAUAUAACAAGUAUAUAAAUACCAGACAGUACGCUCUCAUCAAUAAACUGCAAAUACUCCUAUAUUUUACAAUAAACAUCAUGAAUAUCAUCAACAGAGCAGCUUCGAUUUUACUUCUUUUGGUGUUCUUCUUGGCUUUUUUCCAAGAUUCUGUUCAUGGGCGCCCUCUUUUACUGUCAAUGUCCAGACCCAAGCCGGAUGCUGCUGCUUUAUUUGCUCGAUGGCUCGUUUCUCAGAGUUCUUGGGGUGUUCUCAAUACUAUAGCAAGUGAUAUGGGAGGAGCACCGUUCGGGAAUGUUGUCUCAUUUAGUGAUGGGUUACCGGAUAAAGGCCGUGGUAUACCAUACUUCUACUUAACAACGCUUGAUCCCACUGCUAGAAAUGCAUUGAAAGACCAGAGAUCAUCAUUUACAAUCAGUGAGUACGCCAUUGGAACUUGUGGCAAGAAAGAUCCUGAGAACCCAUCUUGUGCCAAAAUUACCCUCGUAGGAAUGUUGAAAGUGGUUACUGGAGAUCCAAAGGAAACUAGCUUUGCUCAAACUGCUUUAUUCACAAAACACCCUGAGAUGGAAGGUUGGCCCAAGAGUCAUGAUUUCCAGAUAUACAAAUUAGAGAUCGAAGAGAUAUUUAUGAUCAAUUGGUUUGGUGGUCCCAAACCUCUCACCGUGGAUCAGUAUUUGCAGGCUAAAAUGGAUAGUCACACGGUCAUUGCAUGAACGCCUUUACGUAUACAAUCUGCUGACAAGUCCUUUCCAAUUGAAGGCUGAAACUGGUUAAGGAAUGUGAAAAAAGGUUUUAUGGUAUCAAUACAGUGAUCAAUGAAAUUCAACUGUAAAUAGGAGAUACUUGUGAAGCUCAUUAUCAUUCAUUCACUUAUGCAUUGGACAUAUUGUAUGAUUUCUGUUUUGUAAAAUAAUUAAAGUUGUAUGCAAAUAA
This is a messenger RNA of Solanum verrucosum, 1013 nucleotides long. RefSeq lists its product as uncharacterized. NCBI's taxonomy places the organism in Eukaryota, Viridiplantae, Streptophyta, Magnoliopsida, Solanales, Solanaceae. The coding region runs from base 158 to 793 and encodes 211 amino acids. The record is from RefSeq and is a predicted model, not a curated record. The transcript has 6 exons.